UUUUUUUUCCCCCUGGGAGUUGAAAAGUGAACUCGACUCGGAAUGGUUGUCCUGUCACUUUGGUGGCUAGCAGCCGUCCUGGGAGAGAUGAAGACCUCAGCGGAUGGACAAGCUAUUAAUGAAGAAAUGGUGCAAAUAGAUUUACCAAUAAGGAACCAGAGAGAGUAUGAGCUGGUGACUCCAGUCAGCACAAACCUAGAAGGACUGUAUAUCUCCCAUGUUCUUUCUGCAAAUCACAAAAAGAGGUCAACAAGGGAUGUGUCUUCCAACUCAGAGCAUUUGUUCUUUAACAUCUCAGCAUUUGGGAGAGAUUUUCAUCUUCGACUAAAACCCAAUUCUCAGCUAGUAGCACCUGGGGCUGUUGUGGAAUGGCAUGAGACUGCUCUUGUUCCUGGGAAUAUAACCAGCUCCAUUAAUGAUCAUCAACCAGGUGGUACUUCUGAAAGAAUCUGGAAAACCGAACCUUUGCAGACUAACUGUGCUUAUGUUGGUGACAUCAUGGACAUUCCAGGAACCUCUGUUGCCAUUAGCAACUGUGAUGGUCUGGCUGGGAUGAUAAAAAGUGAUAAUGAUGAAUAUUUCAUUGAACCCUUGGAAAGAGGUAAACAGAUGGAGGAAGAAAAAGGAAGAAUUCAUAUUGUCUACAAGAGAUCAGCAGUCGAACGGUCCCCCAUAGACAUGUCAAAAGACUUUCACUAUCCAGAUUCAAAUCGGGAAGGCUUUGGUGACCUCGGUACUCUUUAUAGCAACAUUGAUCAGCAACUGAAUGAAACUAUGAGGCGCCGCAGACAUGCAGGAGAAAGUGAUUACAACAUUGAGGUGCUGCUGGGCGUGGAUGAUUCUGUGGUUCGUUUCCAUGGCAAAGAACAUGUCCAAAACUACCUCCUCACACUGAUGAACAUUGUGAAUGAAAUUUACCAUGAUGAGUCCCUUGGAGUACAUAUAAAUGUGGUCCUGGUACGCAUGAUAAUGCUCGGUUAUGCAAAGUCAAUUAGCCUUAUAGAAAGAGGAAACCCAUCCAGGAGUUUGGAAAAUGUGUGCCGCUGGGCUUGCCAACAACAAAAACCUGAUCCCAACCACUCUGAACACCAUGACCAUGCAAUUUUCUUAACUAGGCAAGAUUUUGGACCUGCUGGAAUGCAAGGAUAUGCACCCGUCACAGGCAUGUGUCAUCCAGUAAGAAGUUGUACUCUAAAUCAUGAGGAUGGUUUUUCAUCUGCUUUUGUAGUCGCCCAUGAAACCGGCCAUGUGUUAGGAAUGGAACAUGAUGGACAAGGCAAUAGGUGUGGAGAUGAAACUGCAAUGGGAAGUGUCAUGGCUCCCUUGGUGCAAGCAGCAUUUCAUCGUUAUCACUGGUCCCGAUGCAGCGGCCAAGAACUGAAAAGAUACAUUCAUUCCUAUGACUGUCUCCUUGAUGACCCUUUUGAACAUAAUUGGCCCAAACUCCCAGAACUUCCUGGAAUUAAUUAUUCUAUGGAUGAGCAAUGUCGUUUUGACUUUGGAGUUGGUUAUAAAAUGUGCACUGCGUUCCGAACCUUUGAUCCAUGUAAACAGCUCUGGUGCAGUCACCCUGAUAAUCCCUACUUCUGUAAAACCAAAAAGGGUCCUCCACUAGAUGGGACUGAAUGUGCUGCUGGAAAAUGGUGCUAUAAGGGCCAUUGCAUGUGGAAGAAUGCUAACCAACAAAAACAAGAUGGCAAUUGGGGCUCAUGGACAAAAUUUGGGUCUUGUUCCCGAACAUGUGGAACUGGGGUUCGUUUCAGAACACGUCAGUGCAAUAAUCCAACGCCCAUCAAUGGUGGUCAGGAUUGUCCUGGUGUUAAUUUUGAGUACCAGCUCUGUGGUACAGAAGAAUGCCAAAAGCACUUUGAGGACUUCAGAGCCCAGCAGUGCCAGCAGCGAAACUCCCACUUUGAAUACCAGAAUAGCAAACACCAUUGGUUACCCUAUGAACAUCCUGACUCCAAGAAAAGAUGCCACCUUUAUUGUCAAUCAAAAGAGACAGGAGGUGUAGCUUAUAUGAAGCAGCUGGUACAUGAUGGAACACGAUGUUCCUACAAAGAUCCAUAUAGUAUAUGUGUCCGGGGAGAGUGUGUGAAAGUGGGCUGUGAUAAAGAAAUCGGUUCUAAUAAAGUUGAAGAUAAGUGUGGUGUCUGUGGAGGAGAUAAUUCUCACUGUAGAACUGUAAAAGGAACAUUUACCAGAAUACCCCGGAAACUUGGGUACCUUAAGAUGUUUGAUAUACCCCCUGGUGCCAGACAUGUGUUAAUCCAAGAAGACGAGGCUUCUCCUCAUAUUCUUGCUAUUAAGAACCAGGCUACGGGCCACUAUAUUUUGAAUGGCAAAGGGGAGGAAGCCAAAUCACGAACCUUCAUAGAUCUUGGUGUGGAAUGGGAUUAUACCAUUGAAGAUGACAUUGAAACUCUUCACACUGAUGGACCAUUACAUGAUCCAGUCAUUGUUUUGAUUAUACCUCAGGAGAAUGAUACCCGCUCUAGCCUGACAUAUAAAUAUAUCAUCCAUGAAGACUCUGCACCUACAAUCAACAACAACAAUGUCAUCCAGGAAGAAUUAGACACUUUUGAGUGGGCUUUGAAGAGCUGGUCUCAGUGUUCCAAACCCUGUGGUGGAGGUUUUCAAUACACCAAAUAUGGAUGUCGUAGGAAAAGUGACAAUAAAAUGGUCCAUCGCAACUUCUGUGAGGCCAGCAAAAAGCCAAAACCUAUUAGAAGAAUGUGCAACAUUCAAGAGUGUACACAUCCUGUUUGGGCUGCAGAGGAGUGGGAGCACUGUACCAAAACCUGUGGGAGUUCUGGCUAUCAGCUUCGCACUGUUCGCUGUCUUCAGCCACUCCAUGAUGGAACGAACCGCUCUGUUCACAGCAAGUACUGUGUGGGUGACCGUCCUGAGAGCCGCCGGCCUUGUAAUAGAAUGUCUUGCCCAGCACAGUGGAAAACAGGGCCCUGGAAUGAGUGUUCUGUAACCUGUGGUGAAGGAACGGAGGUCAGGCAGGUCCUGUGCAGGGCUGGAGACCAUUGUGAGGGUGAGAAACCAGAAUCUGUGAGAACCUGUCAGCUACCUCCCUGUAAUGAUGAGCCUUGUUUAGGAGACAAGUCUAUAUUCUGUCAAAUGGAGGUGCUGGCACGAUACUGUUCCAUACCCGGUUAUAACAAGUUAUGUUGUGAGUCCUGUAGCAAGCGUAGCAGCACCUUGCCACCACCUUACCUUCCAGAAGCUGCUGAACCUCAUGAUGAUGCUAUUUUUAACCCUAGUGACCUCCCUGGAUCUCUCAUGAUGCCUACAUCCUUGGUUCCUUAUCAGUCAGAGGGGCCAGCUGAGAGGAAGAAAUCUACAAGUAGGAUCUCUUCAGUAGGAGGUCCAAAUGCAUAUGCUGCUUUUAGACCCAAUAGUAAAUCAGAUGGUGCUACCUUAUCCCUGAGGAGAUCUCAGCAAACGGGAAGGAAGACUCUGAGACUGCUCUCCCCACCCACGAGGAGUGGUCACCUCAAUUCAUCUUCACAAAUGGCUGCUGCACCCUUUCUCACAGUCAGUGAUGCCAUCGUUGCUUCUUCUCAGACAAGAACCUCAACAAGAGAUCAAAAGACUAUUGACAAAAGACGUCCAGUAAGAUUAUCCACCCUGGAAAGAUGAAAAAAUGAAUCUCAAAGGUUAGAAAUCAGAGGGAAAUGUGGACAAGUUUCCCCUCCUCAUGGUGCAUAUAGUUUGUUUAAAAUGAAAAAUCUCUCCAGAUCAUCAACUCAUCUUUUGUCUGUAUGUGGAAGAACAAAAAGUGCUGGUUCACUUUCUUGUUGCUUUCUUCCUUGUUUUAUUCUGAAGUGACUCAUUUCCCAGAAUUUAAUUAGAAGAAAGCACCAAAGAUAAUUAAUUUGUAGAGGGAAAGUUAAGUUGCUAAUUAUGUUGGUCACU
Suncus etruscus (white-toothed pygmy shrew) is the source of this 3927-nucleotide messenger RNA. It is a transcript of the gene ADAMTS3, whose product is annotated as ADAM metallopeptidase with thrombospondin type 1 motif 3. Gene Ontology annotation, molecular function: metalloendopeptidase activity. Gene Ontology annotation, cellular component: extracellular matrix. The record is from RefSeq and is a predicted model, not a curated record. Bases 43 to 3651 code for a protein of 1202 amino acids. Gene Ontology annotation, biological process: extracellular matrix organization; proteolysis. Lineage: Eukaryota; Metazoa; Chordata; Mammalia; Eulipotyphla; Soricidae. The transcript is spliced from 22 exons.